Molecule: messenger RNA, 2792 nt
Organism: Amaranthus tricolor (Joseph's coat)
Lineage: Eukaryota; Viridiplantae; Streptophyta; Magnoliopsida; Caryophyllales; Amaranthaceae
Exons: 8
Coding region: 1098-2516 (472 amino acids)
Molecular function (GO): zinc ion binding
Source: RefSeq, a predicted model, not a curated record
AUAUCCAUCAGUCAACACUAGUUCACUUUCUAAUUUCUAUGUACUAUUUCUGUGUUUAAAUUGGCUUCUAUAUCUGGAAAUUUUGGUUUGCUACACUGUGAUAUCAGAAAUUCUGCUAUGAAAAUGUUGCAUCACCUAAUUUGAUUUGGCAGGAAUUAGGAAGAGGGAAUGGUGAAGUGGGUUUGCUUUGAAUAAUUUAUCGAUCAACAUUUUUUAUAUAAUAAAAUUUUAUUUUUUAAUUCGUGCAGGUUAGAUUGUGAGAAUCAAAUCAUUAUAAUAAAGAUUAAAAAAAAAUCUUUAAUCACUACACUAACUCAUAUUCUCCUAAAAGAUUUAAAAAAAUUAAAAGAUGCUAAUUACUUAGUUUAUGUAGUAGUUUAUUGUAUGGUGAAGUAAGACCCAAUUUUAGUUCAUGCCUUUCAAUUCAAUUUCAUUGUAUUUGACUUGUGGGUUGUAGUGGUUUCUGAUUUGGUGUAUAGAAUAAUUUUAGAAAUCUCAUAUGGAUAUUAUUUCUUAUUACUACACUUAUCAAAUAAUCUAUCCUACGUCUUAAGUCACUUGAGUUUCUGCUAUUAAAUUUACUUCAUUUCUAUUUUUAGUUAUAAUAUAUAUUUAUUUUUUAUUUUUAUCCCAAUCAUAUAAUUAACAUUUUUUUGUUAUCGAUAUGUCUCCUAUUUUCCCGUAAAAAUAUCAAUUUAUCUACUUUUCUUGAUUUUCCGCUAAUGCAUAUUGGGCAAAUUUGAUGGCAUACAGCUACUAGUAUACUAGAAAAAAUAUAAGUUUUACAAUUAUUUAAGGCAUUAAGGCAUUUUUGUGGAUCUCCUUUGUUGUGAACUUUGCCGCCUUUGUUGUGGCAUUAUGGCAAAUUUGGUGCACUUGUUGUAACUGGGCCCCAAAAGUUUCUUUUUUAAUAUAUUUUUUAGGUAUUGGUGAUCAAGAUAGCAUUUCAACUAUGUUAUUUUACAAAAGAGAAAACCAAUAUUUACUUAGUACAUUAUAUUACUGCAAUGUCAUUAAGUUGCUCCCGUUAGGAAGUAAACACUAACCUGAUGUUGUUUCUGAUUAACCUUUGAUAGCAAACAUCAUAUGCAACUGUUAUGGAAAGAUCAACUGAAAUAACUGAAGAAAGUCCCCUUGGCCAACGCAAUAGGCCUUUACCACAAAAUCUAGUCCUCGAGAUACCAUCACGAAGUGUGCAGAACUCACCGGAGGAUUUCGUGAGAAUAAACGUUCUUCCAACACCAAAAAGAGUGAAUUUCUCACCAAUGAACAGCCCUAGCAUUGCUACAUUAAACAGGUCUUUAAGCUCCACCAUUCGUAGGGACAAAUCUUCGAUCAAAAGCCUCCUCCCGAGUCUUAGUUUUAAGUUCAAGAAUUACCCUUCAGAGAUCGAAAAUGCAUCCAUUCUUGGCCUCUCCCCAUCUUUAGUAAGGGGAGGAAGACCGGGAGUGACCAGGACAUUUUCUUUUUCAAAGCUAUUCACACCAAAAGGAAAAAAAGCAUCAUCUUUGCCUGUAACUCCGAUUGCACACUCUAAUCCAGGAUCUGCACAUGGAAGCAAUAAAGGAAGGCUCCGACUACCUAUUCAUCGUUCACGUUCUGUUCCAGAUCUUAACAAAGAUCAAAGUGCACGUCAGAUAGAUUCUUUCGGUGGGAUUUUUCGUGUGAUCCCAACAACGCCGCAUGUUAAAGAUGGAACAUUGGUGGCGUCAGGUGCAACAGUAAACGAUGCAGAUGAAAUGGAUGAUAACGGUGAGAACAUUCCUGAAGAGGAAGCUGUAUGCAGAAUCUGCCUAGUCGAACUUGGGGAAGGCUCGGAAACACUCAAAAUGGAAUGUAGCUGUAAAGGUGAACUUGCUCUUGCUCACCAAGAAUGUGCUGUUAAAUGGUUUAGCAUCAAAGGUAACAAAAUUUGUGAAGUAUGCAAGCAAGAUGUUCAAAACCUUCCUGUUACACUUUUACGUAUUCAGAAUAAUCAGGAUCGACCAACAAAUAAUGGCGAGCAUAUUGAAUUGGCGGGUUUCAGGGUUUGGCAAGAUGUUCCCGUUCUUGUAAUUGUAAGCAUGCUUUCAUAUUUCUGUUUCCUCGAGCAACUUUUGAUUAAGAAAAUGGGUUCAGGUGCAAUCGCUAUCUCACUUCCGUUCUCUUGUAUUUUGGGCCUUCUUUCUUCCAUGACGUCAACAACAAUGGUUGGACGAAAAUUCCUUUGGCUGUAUGCUGCGGCUCAAUUUUUACUGGUUGUUGCCUUUGCACAAAUUCUGUACUACCUGCUACACAUGCAAGCAGUGGUGUCGGUUUUAAUCGCUACGUUUGUUGGCUUUGGAGCUGCAAUGUGUGGAUGUUCCUUUCUCUUUGAGAUUCUGAGAUGGAGAAGAAUAUGGCAAGGUCGCUCCAAUACGCAAGCUUCUGCUGUUCGCGGAGUUUCUGCACCAACAUCUGAAAUCGGGAGCUUGGCACAAGCGAGCCCCAGUGAACCUGAAAUUCUAGCAAACAUUCCUAGUUCUCAUGGAGACUAAAUUGUAUAGAGCUGAUUUUUUUUUUAUUUUCUUUUAAACCACUAGGCUCACCAGUAAUUCUCCAACCAGUAUAGACUUAAAUUAUGAAACAAAAGUAGAUCAAAAGGAUCACUUAUUAUAGAGAAUGAAAAAUAAGUCAUAUUAAUUUCCAUUUUGAAUUUAUGUAAAUAUUAUAAAGACAGCGUAUAAUAUCAUGUAUGCUAAAUUUUGUGAUUUAUGUAUAAUAAUAAUAAUGAUGAUGGUGUAUUUAUAUACUCAGUACUUUUGUUGAUUGUU